UUGUUCAUUCCUCUCUCCUCAAUGGCAUCAGCGGCUCGCGUUUCUUGAGAGAAAAUUAUCGAAAGUAUCGAAACCAAUGCAUUGAAAUUCGGAGUGACAACACUGAUAUCCGCUACCAAAAAAUGGCAUCGCGCGCUCGGAACCACUGCAACCUUCCAAAUCAACACCUCUACAGCACGCGUCCGGAAAAAUCUCGGAAAAAUCCUCAGUACGCGUCAAAGGGUGACUGCGCCCAGGAGCUGUUCACCAGUGAGACCCGUUAUCUGGACUCGCGGACCUACCCAUCCCUGGACUCACCGACGGACAAUGAGUUCAAAGCAAGCGACGAAGCGGCCAAUUCUAACGAUGACUCGCUAUCGCUCGGCGACACCAGUAUCAGUCCCGAUGGACACGGGGACAUGGACCAGCAGUACCGGGACAUUGCGGCGGACUUCAAACAGCGGGAGAAGUACUUCCAGGAUGUGACCUACUCACCGUAUCCGAACAGCAAACGUACACCGAACUACACCAUCGACGAUUUCGAUGAUCUGGCGGUGCGAGGAAAUUUGCAGCGGAAGAGCCAAGAUUACAGUGACAAGAAAGGAUACGAGCCAGGCAGCGAUCCUCAGACACUGCUCGCCAUGCGAAAACUCCAGAAAAUCAAGGAACUGGAGCGCAGGCGCGAUUACACCGAGAAGUACUACACCCAGGAGAUCAGACGUCUCAUAGGUGACCAGUACCCCGACGUGAAAUCAUCAUCCCAUCCGACCAGGCACCUGCACGACAAGCUCUACACCGGUGACAGAGUGACACCCCUCGACAACCUGGAGUCAUGCGGCACGAUGACAACCAUCACCCGACUGAACUGCGGCUGCGUCGAGUCGACGACCCGACCGAUCUUCACCACGACAAGUGGACGCGUGCAGAAGCGCAGCUGUCCACAGGAACAACAGGUCCACAUGAAGCUCUCGACGCCGAACGUUCGGAUGGUCAACAAUCACCCGCAACCGGGCAGUAAUACCACGCCGAAGCUCAAGAGCAAGUCCUACAACGCCGAGACGAGAAACGCAGCCGCGAGCGGUAACAACGGCAGCAAGGAAACCACUGCCACUGGAAGAUCGGUAUCGCCGACGCGCAAAGUCAGCGACUCCUCGGUGUUUUCGGCUUGAUGUGUGUACUGAAUCGUUUGCUCUGUGAUUGUUUUCGAAAAUACAUUAUGUGCUGUGCGUUACUGCGAUGAAAA
Nasonia vitripennis (jewel wasp) is the source of this 1222-nucleotide messenger RNA. RefSeq lists its product as uncharacterized. NCBI's taxonomy places the organism in Eukaryota, Metazoa, Arthropoda, Insecta, Hymenoptera, Pteromalidae. The transcript has 5 exons. Bases 123 to 1148 code for a protein of 341 amino acids. The record is from RefSeq and is a predicted model, not a curated record.